AUGACGUGGCUGGUCAAUGAUCGUGCCCUGUUGACACCGGAGGAAUUAUUGCACCAGCUAUCGAGAUAUGCGGACCAACAGACUUCACGAGUUCGAACCAUGUUACUGUUAGCAACGCCUUCUCUGGCCAACCUUCUUGAUCGCAAAGCCUUUUUGUUACCUGCUCUGACUCGCCUAUAUGGCAAUGCUAAAUGGGCCGAAGAUCGUCAAGUCAAUGAAGUUCAUGUCAAAUCCAUUGCGGCAGUGGUUGAUGCGCUUCCUGCUUCUCCGAUUCUUACGCGAGAGGGUCGACUGCUCGCUUCUGAAGGUCUGGCGGUCCUGUUCAGUUCCGCAGAUCACCAUGGCAUGUGUACCACCGUUGCUCCGGAAGAUGGAAGUACUCCUGUCACGAUACGAUUUUCAUCUGACAGCACGGCGACUUGUCUGAAUUCUUCGAGACAUGUCGUUCGCCAUGUGACUCUCCCUGUUGCAAAUACUCUCUUCGUCAACGGAAGACACACUACUUUGCUGGAAGAUGAAUGGAAAGUUACGGCAUCUGAUUCCGGAGUAACGAUUGACCACUACCGAGGACGGUCCCUGAAACACUUACAAGUCAACGUCGGUUGCCAAGCAGAUGCAUUUUUAGACGGAUGCUCUGUUCCUCUUCAAAGAUUAACGCCACCCCGGAAGGUGAUCAAAUCGAUGGGAAACGUCCUGUCGCAAAUAGAAAUUGAAGGAAAGGCUGUACCUGCCUCUCAAGAACUCGAAAAGGCCGUUUCAGACCAUAUCAGCGGCGAUUCCACUCCUGGAUCACACAGUCCUCUCCUCAUAUAUGCCCUGAUUCGCUCACCCACGGAGUCAGAUGUGGAGGAAGGAGAUGCUCCAGGAAGUAGCACCGGAAAGUCUACACCUCUACAAACGCUAUGGCAGGACGCAAGACUGUUCAAAGUGACCGGAGGUGGUGGAGGAUGGGGGAAAAGACAAGGUCUGCUUUCCCUGGAAACAGCCGUCGAUUUUGAAACCCAUGAUGGAACGGUGGGAUUCCCUGAUUUGGAUACGAUGGAGGUCCUCCCCCUGGAAAGGCGGCCCCAAGGCAUGUCGCGGCAAAACAGCACUGUCGAAUUCUUGAUAUCACCAGCAGGUAAAGCUCCACAAAGUCCAUGGACAGGCGCGGGGCGUCAACGAUCUUCCAAAUCAAGGCGUACUGCGCAAACCUUCAUACUUGGUACAGCUUCCAACCUCGCGAGCUUAGAAAUGCCACACCAGCCAGGAGUCCUUCAAAACAAUAAAAUCCCCAAUGUUAUGGUCCUGCCAGACCAUUUCGGCAUGAUUUCCUACGGAGGCGCCGCUUUGGGAUCUGAUGAGACUCCCGCUUCAAAAGAACAAGUUGUUUCCUUCCGAGGUGUACCUUUGACAAUGUCCCGAACUCGAUUAGACGUUCCAAAUUCAUCUUUCAUCCUUCGCACCUAUCUGAAGGACGGUACGAAGCAGUCAGGUGACUACUCCGUGAAACUGAGGGACGAGUGUGAGGACGACACCGAAUCACGGUAUCUUCUCAAUAAAAAAUAA
Molecule: messenger RNA, 1548 nt
Organism: Rhinocladiella mackenziei CBS 650.93
Lineage: Eukaryota; Fungi; Ascomycota; Eurotiomycetes; Chaetothyriales; Herpotrichiellaceae
Exons: 2
Coding region: 1-1548 (515 amino acids)
Source: RefSeq, a predicted model, not a curated record